Arabidopsis lyrata subsp. lyrata is the source of this 1489-nucleotide messenger RNA. RefSeq names its product aspartic proteinase CDR1. Gene Ontology annotation, cellular component: extracellular region. Gene Ontology annotation, molecular function: aspartic-type endopeptidase activity. Gene Ontology annotation, biological process: proteolysis. NCBI's taxonomy places the organism in Eukaryota, Viridiplantae, Streptophyta, Magnoliopsida, Brassicales, Brassicaceae. The record is from RefSeq and is a predicted model, not a curated record. The coding region runs from base 123 to 1325 and encodes 400 amino acids. The transcript has a single exon.
UUCCUUAAUAACAUUUCUUAUAUUAUCUUAAUUGUGAUAUUUAAGAAAACAUAGCUCUUUGAUUGUAUUAUUCAUUAUAGAUUGCAUUGCGUCUGAAAAACCAAAAAUAUUAUUUGAUAUCAAUGUCUCUUGCAACCACAAUGAUCGCUAUCUUUCUUCAAAUCAUUACAUAUUUUCUCUUUACCACCACAGCCUCAUCACCUCACGGCUUCACUAUUGACUUGAUCCACCGUCGUUCUAAUGCAUCUUCUUCUCGAGUCUCUAAUACUCAGGCCGGAUCACCUUAUGCUGAUACAGUCUUUGAUACGUAUGAGUACCUGAUGAAACUACAAAUCGGUACUCCUCCUUUCGAGGUCGAAGCGGUCUUAGACACAGGAAGCGAGCUCAUAUGGACACAAUGUUUGCCUUGUCUUCACUGCUACGACCAAAAGGCUCCCAUAUUCGACCCUUCGAAAUCCUCAACCUUCAAAGAGACAAGAUGCAACACACCUGACCACUCUUGUCCUUACAAGCUUGUCUACGACGACAAAAGCUACACCCAGGGAACCUUAGCGACCGAGACAGUCACAAUCCAUUCCACUUCAGGAGUUCCCUUUGUGAUGCCUGAAACAAUUAUUGGUUGUAGCCGCAACAACUCAGGGUCAGGGUUUAGACCGAGUUCUUCGGGCAUUGUUGGUCUAAGCAGGGGUUCUUUAUCCCUCAUCAGUCAGAUGGGCGGGGCAUACCCAGGUUUUAUCUCUUACUGUUUUGCUGGUAAGGGAACUAGUAAGAUCAAUUUUGGAGCGAAUGCUAUUGUGGCAGGAGAUGGGGUUGUAUCAACUACUAUGUUUGCCAAGACCGCGAAACGAGGUCAAUAUUACCUAAACCUAGAUGCGGUCAGCGUUGGGGACACCCGCAUUGAGACAGUGGGAACACCCUUUCAUGCCUUAAAUGGGAACAUAGUGAUAGACUCUGGAACCCCUCUCACAUACUUUCCUGUGAGCUACUGCAACCUAGUAAGAAAGGCAGUGGAACGUGUUGUGACAGCGGAUCGAGUAGUUGACCCGAGCCGCAAUGACAUGCUUUGCUACUAUUCAAACACCAUAGAGAUCUUUCCGGUGAUCACAGUGCAUUUUUCUGGCGGUGCGGAUCUUGUCUUGGAUAAGUACAAUAUGUAUAUGGAACUGAAUAGAGGAGGAGUUUUCUGUCUGGCUAUUAUAUGUAAUAAUCCAACACAAGUAGCUAUCUUUGGGAACAGAGCACAGAACAAUUUCUUGGUGGGUUAUGAUUCUUCUUCACUGCUGGUUUCUUUCAAGCCCACCGAUUGUUCUGCAUUGUGGAAUUGAAGAAACAAACCAAGAGAGUCUCUUUUCGAUCUUUAUUAUUAUUUUCAACUUCAGUUUGUUUGGUUUUUUUUUCCGGUUAACUUCAGUUUGUUAUUUAUAUUUUUCCUAACAAUAAAAGCAUAGAACAUGGAUAUGUUUUAAUGAAAAAUAUGCAAAGUUACUUA